Messenger RNA from Arabidopsis thaliana (thale cress), 1831 nucleotides. Its product is annotated as basic helix-loop-helix (bHLH) DNA-binding superfamily protein. Bases 252 to 1655 code for a protein of 467 amino acids. The record is from RefSeq and is marked reviewed. Gene Ontology annotation, cellular component: nucleus. The transcript is spliced from 2 exons. Gene Ontology annotation, biological process: regulation of DNA-templated transcription. Gene Ontology annotation, molecular function: protein dimerization activity; DNA-binding transcription factor activity. Lineage: Eukaryota; Viridiplantae; Streptophyta; Magnoliopsida; Brassicales; Brassicaceae.
CAUAGUCUCUUCCUCUUUUCUUCUUUCUUCGUCAAUUUCAGAACAAGUCACUACAGAUCUGAAGUGAACCAAGCUCAGGUUUUGUCUUCUCUUUGAUCAUUCCUUUCUCAGCAAUAUAAAUUAGAGUUAUAUCCUUUAUAAAGGAUUUUGCUUUUUCACCAACAAACCCUAAAUUCGGUGUCUCAGCAAGAAUCACGUGAUUCUCGUUCCUCUUCCUCACGAAACCCAUCAUCUUCUAUCUCAUUUGAGAAAUGGGUCAAAAGUUUUGGGAGAAUCAAGAAGAUCGAGCGAUGGUUGAAUCCACCAUAGGCUCUGAAGCUUGCGACUUUUUCAUCUCAACAGCUUCAGCUUCCAACACUGCCUUGUCCAAGCUUGUCUCACCACCAAGUGAUUCCAAUCUCCAACAAGGGUUACGUCACGUUGUUGAAGGAUCUGAUUGGGAUUAUGCUCUUUUCUGGCUAGCGUCCAACGUUAAUAGCUCUGAUGGUUGUGUCUUGAUCUGGGGAGAUGGUCAUUGCCGUGUCAAAAAGGGUGCUUCAGGUGAGGAUUACUCUCAGCAAGAUGAGAUCAAAAGACGUGUGCUUCGCAAGCUUCACUUGUCGUUCGUUGGUUCAGAUGAAGAUCAUCGUUUGGUGAAAUCAGGAGCUCUUACUGAUCUCGACAUGUUUUAUCUGGCUUCUUUGUACUUUUCCUUUAGGUGUGAUACCAAUAAGUACGGUCCUGCUGGAACCUAUGUGUCUGGGAAGCCUCUUUGGGCUGCAGAUUUGCCUAGCUGCUUGAGUUAUUAUAGGGUUAGGUCUUUCUUAGCUAGGUCAGCUGGUUUUCAGACUGUGUUGUCUGUACCAGUGAAUUCUGGAGUUGUGGAGCUUGGUUCUUUAAGACAUAUUCCAGAAGAUAAGAGUGUGAUUGAGAUGGUGAAAUCAGUGUUUGGUGGGUCUGACUUUGUUCAGGCUAAAGAAGCUCCUAAAAUCUUUGGUCGACAGCUGAGUCUUGGUGGAGCAAAACCUCGGUCUAUGAGUAUUAAUUUCUCCCCGAAGACCGAGGAUGACACGGGUUUCUCAUUGGAAUCGUAUGAGGUGCAAGCGAUCGGAGGCUCUAAUCAAGUGUAUGGUUAUGAGCAAGGGAAAGAUGAGACAUUGUAUCUAACUGACGAGCAAAAGCCGAGGAAGAGAGGGAGAAAACCAGCAAAUGGAAGAGAAGAGGCUCUAAACCAUGUGGAAGCGGAACGGCAGAGGAGGGAGAAGCUGAACCAGAGAUUCUACGCUUUGAGAGCGGUGGUGCCUAACAUCUCCAAGAUGGACAAGGCUUCGCUCCUUGCAGACGCAAUCACUUACAUCACGGAUAUGCAGAAGAAAAUCAGGGUGUAUGAAACAGAGAAGCAGAUAAUGAAGAGGAGGGAGAGUAAUCAGAUAACUCCAGCAGAGGUUGAUUAUCAACAGAGGCAUGAUGAUGCAGUUGUAAGGCUAAGCUGUCCGUUGGAAACUCAUCCAGUUUCAAAGGUGAUACAAACGUUGAGGGAGAAUGAAGUUAUGCCUCAUGAUUCCAACGUGGCCAUCACAGAGGAGGGUGUGGUUCACACAUUCACUCUCCGGCCUCAGGGUGGCUGCACCGCUGAGCAGUUGAAGGACAAGCUCCUUGCCUCUCUAUCACAGUAACUAUCACAGCAGUAACUGCUAUGUAAUAAGUGUAACCGUGUUGGAGGUUGUAUCAAUGUACUAUUGCAAGCCAACCAAAAAAAACUCCAGCUUAGUAGGAUCGUGUAAUUUUCCUUAUAUGUAAUGUUGAGAUUUGUCUUUUACAUAUAAAGAUUUGAGCAGAAAGCUUCACACUU